Talaromyces proteolyticus is the source of this 1674-nucleotide messenger RNA. RefSeq names its product putative MFS quinate transporter. Gene Ontology annotation, molecular function: carbohydrate:proton symporter activity. Gene Ontology annotation, biological process: transmembrane transport; carbohydrate transport. The coding region runs from base 1 to 1674 and encodes 557 amino acids. Lineage: Eukaryota; Fungi; Ascomycota; Eurotiomycetes; Eurotiales; Trichocomaceae. The record is from RefSeq and is a predicted model, not a curated record. The transcript has 5 exons. Gene Ontology annotation, cellular component: membrane.
AUGGCGGGAGGCGUGAAGAAACCGGUUAACAUCUUCAAACUCAGGGAUUCCAAUGAGCCCAAAGAAGUCUUCAAUUGGCGACUAUGGUUUGCAGUCAUCUCCUUUGGCCUCAUGGGCGCAGCCCGUGGUGUGGAUGAAGGGUUGAUUUCAGGUGCCUUUUCGUCCAAGGAUUUUCAAAACACAAUCCACUAUUCUUCCUAUAGCAAAAUUGAGCAGACCAACAUCAAGGCUAAUGUCUCUGCCAUGGUUCAAAUCGGCUCUGUUGGAGGUGCACUUUUUGCUUUCUUCGUUUGUGAUCGUAUUGGUCGUGUUUGGGCAACGCGCCAACUUUGUCUUCUCUGGAUUCUCGGUAUUGCAAUCUUCAUGGGCAAUAACGGUAGCCUCGGCGCUGUUUAUGCCGGUCGUUUCAUUGCUGGUCUCGGAGUCGGUCAGACGCCUGUGGUGGCCCCCGUGUAUCUUGCUGAAAUUGCACCUGCGUCAAUCCGCGGUCUUUGUACCUGUAUUUUCACCGGAUGCGUGUAUCUCGGUAUCGUCUUGGCGUAUUUUGCAAACUACGGCGCUCAGGUCAAUCUGGGUGAUGCGACGCACAAUCGAUGGGAGGUUCCAACUAGCUUGCACAUCAUGUUCGCUGGCAUCAUCCUGGUGUUGUCUUUCUUCCAACACGAAUCGCCGCGUUACUAUGUGAAGGUCGGCCAAGAUGAGAAGGCAUUACACGUAAUGUCGCGCAUCAGAAACCUGCCUCCUGACCACGAGUAUGUCGUCCGAGAGAUUAGUGAGAUCCAGGCGGCACAUCAAGAAGAAAUGGAAGCCACUAUGGGCGCCGGAUUCUUGGGUGUCUGCAAAGAAUUGUUCUUGAUCAAGAGCAAUCUGUACCGUCUAUAUCUGGCCGUCUUCGCUCAGAUUCUAUCACAAUGGUCUGGAGCUGGCAGUAUUACUGUCUACGCCGUGAACCUCUUCCAACUUCUCGGCGUUACUGGUAACAACGAGAGCUUGCUCGUUACCGCAAUCUUUGGAAUCGUCAAAUUCGUCGCCGCCGUGGUGUGUGCCCUGUUCCUGGUGGACUUCAUCGGCCGAAAACGCUCGCUGCUAUUGGGCAUCACCCUGCAAGCAAUCACAAUGACUUAUAUCGCCGGCUUCCUGACAGCCGUACCCAAACUCGGCGUCGACAGCCACUACGUAUUGCCUGCAUCGAUGCACGGUGCAAGUCGAGGUGCCAUUGCCAUGAUGUACAUCUCUGGGUUUGGCUGGGCACUAGGCUGGAACUCGAUGCAAUACCUGCUCACAGCCGAACUAUUCCCUCUGCGUAUCCGCGCUAUCGCGACGUCGAUUUCCAUGACACUGCACUUUGUCAACCAAUACGGCAACACGCGCGCUGUUCCGAACAUGCUGCUUGGAACCGGAGAAGGAGGCAUUUCGCCGCUGGGCACAUUCUGGUUCUUUGCAGUGGUUACCGUGCUUGGUGGGGUGUGGGUGUGGUUUACAAUCCCUGAGACGGCGGGUCGGUCAUUGGAAAGCAUGGAUCGGUUGUUUGCACUGCCAUGGUACAAGAUUGGACGGUACGGAAAUGAGGAUGCGAUGCAGCAGGAUAUGGUGCUGGACGAGAAGCAGCAGCAGAUGGAGGCGCAUCAGGCACAGCAUGUCGAGGAAGUGCGAGACAACACCACGAGGGUGUAG